Messenger RNA from Lepus europaeus (European hare), 879 nucleotides. It is a transcript of the gene FCER2, whose product is annotated as Fc epsilon receptor II. Gene Ontology annotation, molecular function: signaling receptor activity. NCBI's taxonomy places the organism in Eukaryota, Metazoa, Chordata, Mammalia, Lagomorpha, Leporidae. The coding region runs from base 1 to 879 and encodes 292 amino acids. The record is from RefSeq and is a predicted model, not a curated record. The transcript is spliced from 10 exons.
AUGGAGGAGAGUCGAUACUCAGGGUUCUCGGAGUCUCCCAGGAAGCGAUGCUGUGGCCGGGAGACACAGCUGGCGCUGAUGGGCCUGGUGACCGCCGCGCUGUGGGCUGGGCUGCUGACCCUGCUGCUCUUGUGGCACUGGGACACCCUAAGGGAUAUGAAACAGCUGGAAGAGGCCUCUGCCCGCAACGUCUCUCAGGUUUCCAAGGAUCUGCAAAGAUACCAGGGGGACCAGAUGGCCCAGAAAUCCCAGGCCUCCGAGAUGUGGCAGAUGCUGCAGGAGCUUCGAUCCAACCAGAAGACAAGAACUCAGGACUCUGGGCUCUCCUGGGACCUGGACAGACUCCGAGAGGAUCUGAGCAACUUCAAGUCCCAGAGCUUGAACGAGAGGCGCACCGCCUCCGAUUUGCUGGAGCGACUGCAGGAAGAGGUGGCAAAGCUAUGGAUGGAGAUCCUGGUGUCUAACGGCUCCUUGUGCAACACGUGCCCGGAGAACUGGGUCCAUUUCCAGCGCAAGUGCUACUACUUCGGUGAGGGCUCCAAGCAGUGGAUCCACGCCCGGUACGCCUGUGAGAACCUGCAAGGGCGGCUGGUCAGCAUCCACAGUCAGGAGGAGCAGGACUUCCUGGCCAAACACGUCAGCAAGAGGGGUUCCUGGAUUGGCCUUCGGGACCUGGACAUAGAGGGGGAGUUUAUCUGGGUAGACGGGAGCCGGAUGGACUACAGCCACUGGCACCCGGGGGAGCCCAACAACGGGGGCCAGGGCGAGGACUGCGUGAUGAUGCAGGGGUCGGGGCUGUGGAACGACGCCUUCUGCCGCAGCCUGCUGGACGCCUGGGUGUGCGAGCGCCUGGCCACAUGUGGGCCGCACAGAGCCUGA